GCGGCUACCAUUGAGAAUGUUUAUGGUUAAGAUAGACACAUAUGCAGAGCAUUCUGCUUUUUGUAGAUACUGCUUUGUGUGUGAAGUGAGGACAUUCUUGAUAUUUUGAAAUGUUUCAUCAUUUUAUACUUCUCAUGUCAAAAGAGAUAUCUAAUUCUAAUUUUCUCUUAAAAAAUAAAAAAAAAACAUUACAAACCCAGCAGAAGCGCAGCGCAGCGCUGCAACCAGAACCAAACCCAGAUUCCGGCGAGCAGAGGGGCAUAAUCCUCACCUUCAGUGGCUAUUUCCGACGAGCGGAGGGGCGGGCGCCCCUCCUUGCCCCUGUGUAGCUUCGCCGCCAUGCUUUUCUUUCAAAAAAAGAAAAAAGAGUCGCUAUUUAAUAAACCCUAAACAUGCUCGGGUGAACUGGACAGAAGAAUCGGCUGUUUCAAUUCAGUGUUGCAGUAUUUCUCAAGUGUUGCUAUGGAGCCUGAGAAUGGCGAAGAUAUUCUAUUUGGGACCUGCAACAUUGUUGCUAUUAUUGGUUCCUGCUUUUUUAUAGCUUCUGAAUCUCGUCUUACGAAGAAAGACGAAUUGACCAUUUCGAGUGAUGACUAUAACAAGAUAUGGAAACUUGACGAUACACUGUAUCUUACCAUGACGGGAAGCAAGUCGGUCGUCGAAGAGAUGAAAAUCGAUACUAAAAAUUACCUUGAUCGCUGUGAAAAACUGAAAAGCUUUCCUGUCUUUAAAGAUGUUGCUCUGAAUGGCCUCCAAUACUUGAAGAAAAUUGCUGUUGAUAAUAAACGUCCCGAUUUCACUGAAAAUCAGCUUCGUCAUUGGAUGCUUAAGUAUCAGAAUGCUGCUUCGUUUUUCUGUAGUUUUGUUGAUCAGAAACCUGUUAUUUACCGGGUAUGCGCCAAAAAUGAAAACAAUGCACCCAUAGACGUUUCUACUCUUGCUGAGAACGCUGGAUUUGAUUUUCUCGGAUCUAGCAUUAAACAAGCUAGGAAGUACUUGGUGGAAACUGAGUUUUUCAGAAGGUGCGAGGAGUUUGAAAAAGAUGGCAAUGUGUCUGUUGGUGACAUUUUUGUCCAAUUUGCGAAGAACUACUUUGCCAGGGCAAUAGUGUCUUGUGCUCUUGUGGACAAAUUUUGUGGUGGAGACAUUCAAGUUAAAUGUAUAUCUGCUAGUGGGGAAUGUUUGUCUUUCACAUCCAAUGUUGCACAAGUGUACCUGGACUCGUAUGGAGAUUUGGAGAUGCACAAGGACAAGGUGUUGCUGUUGUUUGUAUCAAUUGAGUCAAAGGAUGGAGCAGAUGCUGUUUUAAAGUUAACUCCUAUGUUUAAGAAAUGGGGAACUUUGGCCUUCUUUCAUCGGUUGGGUGUCUUUCGGAAAGCGUAUAUUCAUCGGAUUGUAUUUGCCAAGUCUGAGGUUGACAUUAAUUCACUUGCGGACCAUACGAAGGAUAUGUUCAAUUCUAAAACAGGUAGGAUUGGGCCGAAGUUUGCUGAUUUGGGGAAGGUGAAGGAAAUUUUCUCUAAGGUGAGGGGAGUGGGAUGUUUUGGGUUUCCAGCCAUUGAAUACGAAGGUCUCCGGGUGUCAGGGCUUUUUCCUGGUUCCGACGGCGUUCCCAUCAAGGAACUGCUUUGUAGCAAUAAUGUUGCUAGGCCAUGCUUGUCAGGUUGUGUGGAGAUUGUGUAAUUUGAGUGAAGAAAAAAGUGUUGUUUGAAAGCUAAAAGCUCUUUUGCAGCAAAACUGUUGUAACUUGCAAGCCGUGACUUCCCUGAUCUAUGUCUCUUAAGCAAACGAGUUUUAAGUUUUUGUGAUUAGAUAUAAAACUGUACUUCUUUUCUUUCUUAUUUUUGUGACUUAGAAAAUAAACCUGUACUUCUUUUCUUAGUUUUUAAGUUUUCAAAUGCAAGCCCACUGAAACAAAUUUGCAUAU
This is a messenger RNA of Pyrus x bretschneideri (Chinese white pear), 1927 nucleotides long. RefSeq lists its product as uncharacterized. Bases 463 to 1683 code for a protein of 406 amino acids. The transcript has 9 exons. The record is from RefSeq and is a predicted model, not a curated record. NCBI's taxonomy places the organism in Eukaryota, Viridiplantae, Streptophyta, Magnoliopsida, Rosales, Rosaceae.